This is a messenger RNA of Quercus robur (English oak), 1894 nucleotides long. RefSeq lists its product as uncharacterized. The transcript has 10 exons. The record is from RefSeq and is a predicted model, not a curated record. Gene Ontology annotation, molecular function: nucleotidase activity. NCBI's taxonomy places the organism in Eukaryota, Viridiplantae, Streptophyta, Magnoliopsida, Fagales, Fagaceae. Bases 272 to 1483 code for a protein of 403 amino acids.
UCGUUUACCCCAAAUCUUACUUUUCUCUCUCAAAAUAUAUAAUGCCGUAUGAACCGGUCCAUCUACUCAACUCUUCUUCUUUCUCUCUCUUUCUAUAUCUAUAAUCUAUCAAUCCAUCCUUUUCAUUCUUUCCAUCCUUUAUUUCUUUCCUUUUCUUCCUUUCCUUCUCUCUCUCUCGCUCUCUAGGGUUCUGCUUUGAUUCUUCUACACCCAAAUCUCUCUCUCUCUCUCUCUCUCUCUCUCUCUCUCUCUCUUUGUCUGAGUUUAUGCUAUGACUUCCACUUCUGUGAAGAACAACAACUUGUUGCCACCGGGGUUGGUCUCCAAUCUCCAACAAGUUCUAAGCAAAAAAAACGGCGACAACAGCAACAACAACAACAAAAACAAUGAUGAUGACAAAGUUAGUAACAGUGAAGCUGAGUCAAAAGAAAGCGACAAUGUUGAACCCGCCGAGCCCUCUUAUUCCACAUCGGUUUCCGAUGCUUCUGAGGCCGUAGACACCUCCAAGCCCAUUGUUUUGGUGACCAAUGGAGAUGGGAUUGACUCCCCUGGCCUUGUGUUCCUCGUUGAAGCGCUCGUUCGUGAAGGCUUGUACAAUGUCCAUGUCUGCGCUCCGCAAUCGGACAAAUCAGUGUCAGGUCAUUCUGUGACUCUCCAAGAAACGGUUGCUGUGAGUUCCAGCGAGAUUAAUGGUUCUACAGCUUUUGAAGUUUCAGGGACUCCUGUGGAUUGUGUCUCAUUGGCAUUAUCUGGGGCAUUGUUUUCUUGGUCAAAGCCUCUUCUGGUGAUUAGUGGAAUUAAUCGGGGAUCAAGCUGUGGCCAUCACAUGUUUUACUCGGGUGUUGUUGCCGGAGCUAGAGAGGCCCUAAUUUGUGGUGUUCCAUCAUUGUCAAUAUCAUUGAACUGGAAGAAGGAUGAAAGUCAGGAAAAUGAUUUUAAGGAUGCAGUUUCUGUCUGUAUACCUUUAAUAAAUGCAGCUAUCAGAGAUAUUGAAAAAGGAGUUUUCCCCAAAAGCUGCUCCCUGAAUAUAGAGAUACCCACUUCUCCUUUGACAAACAAGGGUUUUAAAUUGACCAAGCAAAGUAUGUGGAGAUCAACUCCUAACUGGCUAGCUGUUUCAGCCAACCGGUAUCCUGCUGGACAUUUCAUGUCCAAUCAACAAAGCCUUGGCCUUCAGCUCGCACAGCUUGGCCGAGAUGCCUCUGCUGCGGGUGCGGCUCGACGUUUGAACACACAAAAGAAGCAUGUGGAAAUUGAAUCAGUUGGCGUUGCUGGAAAAUCUGAUUCCAACCGAGUGAAGAAGUACUUCCGGCUAGAGUUUCUGGAUAAGGAGCAAGAAGAGACGGAUGAGGAUCUGGAUUUCAGAGCACUUGAAAAUGGAUAUGUUGCAAUAACUCCUCUUUCUCUUUCGCCACAUAUUGAGACAGACAUUCAAACGGCUACCUCAGAUUGGAUCUCUGCUGCACUCCCUGCAGAACAAUAAAGCUUCCUCAGUCCAGCAUGAUUUAGUGUACAUUUGGAGUUCUGAUAUAUAUAAUUUUUAUGCGUCUGCAGUUAUAUGAUAGUCUAGUCAUUAAGUGAAACAAUUAAUUCUGAUUCGUGCCGUUCUUUUCAAUCAAUAUUUUUUUUCCCACCUAAUCCUUUUCUCCAUUGUUUCAGUUCUUCAUUUUCAUAUUUCUGUUCUGGAGCAAUUGCUUCAUGUAUACUUUUCGGCAUGUUUUAAAAAUGCCAAUUUGUUGUCUUGUUUUGCCUCUUUUGUUCUCUUUGGUUGGAUUUUUUUUUUUUUUUUUUGGGGGAACACGGUUGUUUUUUAACUACCAAAAUUGUGGAGUUGCUUGUAGUUGUAAUGGACGGGUUCAUUGGUCUAAUUUCUAAUCAAUCACAUAUUCGUUGA